Molecule: messenger RNA, 152 nt
Organism: Racocetra persica
Lineage: Eukaryota; Fungi; Glomeromycota; Glomeromycetes; Diversisporales; Gigasporaceae
Source: the annotation of a GenBank genome assembly
CCAUAUCAACAUCAAAAGAUACACAUUCAAAAAGUGGCAACAAGACAACAGCAUUAAAAGAGAUAAAGUGUUAUAGUUCCAACUUUUGUCUUGUUAUUAAUGUAGCAAAAGAAAGAAGACAAAAAUCUAAAAUGCUCGAAGACAUAGGAUAA